UUUUAACUGUCCUAAAUAAUUAAAUGGCAUCUAUUAGUUAGAUACCUGACUCACAACAAUACAUGCCUAAGCCAUAAAUAAAGUAUCAUAGCACCAUCCUAUAUUCAGCGAGUCUAAGAGCAAUCACAAUUGAAUACUAAAUGUCCAAUAUCAAUCUUCUUUAUUACAAGUUUAUGUUCUGUAAACUGAAUUCAAAGAAAUUUAUGUAUGCCUUUACCCCUGCCAGACAUAUACUGAAAUAAAUGUGCCCCACAUGCCCCAUUUUUGGAAUACAAAUCAAAAUAUUUCAGUCGGCUCAAAGACUAAUAAUUUUUCCCAUGUCCUCAAGUGCUGUACUUCUUUUCCUUCAUGUCUAGGUGAAAUACAAACCAGAUAGGUAAAAAAAUAUAUAUGCAAAAAUCCAUAUUUUCAGCUGAUUUAUGGAAAAGAAUCGGGAGAACCAAACCAACUUUGUUGGAUUCAUCCUCCUGGGUUUUUCUUCCUCUCCAGAGUUUCAAGGACUGCUUUUUCCUGUUUUCCUCUGUAUGUACCUGCUUUGUCUGCUGGGAAACCUUGUGAUAAUCUUGCUGAUCUUCUCCAGUGCCAGCCUCCUCCAUGCUCCCAUGUAUUUCUUCCUCUGUCACUUGUCACUGGCUGAUCUUGGAUUGAGCUCCACCAUCGUACCCCAAAUGCUGCAGAACCUGCUGUCCUGCACAAACUCCAUAUCCUUUAGUGGCUGCCUGACACAGGUGUAUUUCUUUGUGAGCUUCUGUGCAGCGGAUAACUUUCUCCUGGCCUCCAUGGCAUACGACUGCUACGUAGCCAUUUGCCGUCCACUGCAUUAUGCGACAAUCAUGAGCUACAGAUUCUGCAUACAACUGGCUGCUGUAUCUUGGCUCCUAGCUUGUGCCCACUCCCUACUGUACGUUCUUUCCAUGUCUAAUUUUAAGUUUUGUGCUUCCCGAGAGAUUCCCCAUUUCUUCUGUGACCUCCAUCCUUUACUGAAGCUCUCCUGCUCUGACACCUCAUCUGUUGAAAUGCUGCUUGUCAGCGAAGGCACGGCCAUUCUUCUCGGACCCCUUUUGCUGAUCAUAUUUUCCUACCUUUUCAUUGUAUUCAAAGUUUUGAAAAUACCGUCAGGCCUCAGGAAAUACAAGGCCUUCUCCACCUGCAUCUCCCAUCUCACUACCGUUGCUUUGUUUUACGGGACUCUGCUAGGCAUCUAUAUCCGCCCAUCGUCCACUUAUGCUGGGUCAAAAUUGAAAAUUGCAUCAAUAUUAUACACAGUGGUGACUCCCAUGCUCAACCCUUUCAUAUACAGCUUGAGGAACAGUACAAUGCAUGAGGCAAUGAAAAGAACAUUAAGAGGUUGGUUUCAGAAGAGAUGA
This is a messenger RNA of Pantherophis guttatus, 1367 nucleotides long. RefSeq names its product olfactory receptor 1L4-like. The record is from RefSeq and is a predicted model, not a curated record. NCBI's taxonomy places the organism in Eukaryota, Metazoa, Chordata, Lepidosauria, Squamata, Colubridae. Gene Ontology annotation, cellular component: membrane. Gene Ontology annotation, molecular function: G protein-coupled receptor activity; olfactory receptor activity. Gene Ontology annotation, biological process: G protein-coupled receptor signaling pathway.